Molecule: messenger RNA, 3510 nt
Organism: Phyllopteryx taeniolatus (common seadragon)
Lineage: Eukaryota; Metazoa; Chordata; Actinopteri; Syngnathiformes; Syngnathidae
Gene: hic1
Product: hypermethylated in cancer 1
Exons: 2
Coding region: 549-2804 (751 amino acids)
Biological process (GO): regulation of transcription by RNA polymerase II
Cellular component (GO): nucleus
Molecular function (GO): protein binding; DNA-binding transcription factor activity, RNA polymerase II-specific; RNA polymerase II cis-regulatory region sequence-specific DNA binding
Source: RefSeq, a predicted model, not a curated record
UGACUAAAUGCACAUUAUUAAUGGUCCUCGAUGAAACAAUGAGAAACGAAACGAGAACGUCUCCUCCAGUAAAAGCUGCCGGUCCCUUUAAGACGAUGUGCGCGGAGAAGUUCAAGUGGGGGUCAGCCGAAGUUCCUGCCCUCCGUGUUACCUUCUUCGCUUUUAUUACAGACUGACAUCACACUGGAGGCGAGCUCACACAGGCUCCAUUAUCAUCACCACCGCCGACGCCGCUCUGUGCGCGCGUUCUUGCCGCUCCAAAAUAGCAGAGGAAAUUAGUAGAAGGGGGAAGAAAAAAAAAUAGGGAGGAAACUGAUGCUUUUUUGGUUUGGAUAGGAGGGGAUGAGAAAAGAGAGGAGGGGCAGAAGGAGAGAGCGAGAGAAGGAGAGAGAGAAAAGUGGGUGGGAGGGAGGACGAACGUGAGCCCGCUGACGAGAGCUUUCCUAUCAAUUAAUAAUGAUAAAAAAGAGCUGGUGAAAAGGACGCUGGCAUGGCUCUGUGGAGGCUGGCACUCAGGACGUCAGAUAUGACUGCAGCAGCCUGCUGACAUGAUCAUUGAGGCAGACUCGGAUGGGAUGGCAGCAGACAUCGGGCAUGCAGGUGGCGGACUGAAGACGAUGCUGGAUGCCAUGGAAGUACCAAGUCACGCGAGGGAUCUCCUCCUGCAGCUUAACAGCCAACGCACCAAAGGAUUCCUGUGCGAUGUCAUCAUUGUGGUGCAAAACGCUCUCUUCCGGGCACACAAAAACAUUCUGGCGGCCAGCAGCCUCUACUUGAAGUCCUUGGUGGUCCAUGACAAUCUCAUCAACCUUGACCACGAGAUGGUGAGUCCUGGGGUCUUCCGGGUCAUUCUGGACUACAUCUAUACAGGCCGUCUCACUGAUGGGGACCCUGCCUCUCCCACCGAACCCAACCUGGGUGCUGUUUUGGCUGCGGCUAGCUACCUGCAGCUGCUCGACUUAGUAGCUCUGUGUAAAAAGAAACUCAAAAGAAAUGGCAAGUACCCUCCUCGCACCGCUCCCGCCUUCCUGCCUUAUGCAAAGAUGGGUGGUAUGGGGUUAGGCAGCGGAGGCCGCUACAGGGUUUCCACUCCUGUCAUCCAGUCGUGUCCUCCUGGGGGGAUUAUGAACAGCCACACAUCCCGGCCUCCACCGCUUGAGGAGCUUGUUCCCCAUCGGCUCGCCAUCCAUGCUGGCGAGCUGUACGCCCCCACCUCCACCCAAGGCCCUCAGGCCUUCCCAUCCAUGCAGUCUGUGCUGCCGGCUCAGCUUAGCUUACGUUCAGCGCUUCCGGAGAGGAACUGCUCCCCGAACUAUGGCCUGGAUCUCUCCAAGAAGAGUCCUAACUCCCAGUCUCAGCACACCCCCUCCCAGUCCCAUGUGGUCAGCACCCACAAUGACGAGGAGCGCGACGGGACCCUGAGCGGACGCACAAGCCCCACACAGGGAGCCAACGGCAGGGUCUUUCCCUCUGAAAAAAUGGAGACGACAGAUCAGACAAGUGCUCUCACUCCACCGCCCUUUCCCCACAACCAACCCCUUGGCCCCCACCUCCCCCACCUUCAUCGCUCGGGCUCACAGGGCACUGACCGCUACCCGUGCCCGCCAAGCCCGGACACCCUCACCGAAAUCGGUGAGGCCGGAAGAGAAGUGGGCAACAUCUACCGCUGGGUAAAACAUGAGCCGCUGCCGUACACGGCAGAGGACGAGGAUGAAGAUGAGGAUGAGGAGGAAGGGGGUGAAAAUGGAGAGCGGCGGCACAAGGAAGAGAGCGAGGGGCCAGACGACAAGAGUGGCUCCGGCACUGAGGAGACUGGCAGCAGUGAAGGCCGCCCAUCCCCUUCCGGACCCAUGGGGAGGUUCCACGUUCCGUACGAGCCGGAGAGUUUCGGUGACAAUCUCUACGUGUGCAUCCCCUGUGACAAGGGCUUCCCGAGCUCGGAGCAGCUCAACGCGCAUGUGGAGACCCACACAGAGGAGGAGCUGUAUGGCAACUCGGGGGGCGAAAUAGGAAACAGUAACAACGGCAAGAACAUCAGCAGCAGCACGAACGGUUACGGCGGGUUGAGCGGGAGUGGCACCCUGAACAUCCUGUCCCACUUGGAGACAAAGUCCAGCCAUGCUUUGGCUUCAGGGGCCAUCGGGGAGAUGAUCCGUCCGUACCGCUGUUCCUCCUGCGACAAGUCCUAUAAGGAUCCAGCAACUCUGCGGCAGCAUGAAAAGACCCACUGGCUUACCCGGCCGUACCCGUGCAGCAUCUGUGGCAAAAAGUUCACCCAGCGCGGCACUAUGACGCGCCACAUGCGCAGCCACCUGGGCCUCAAGCCCUUCGCCUGCGACUCCUGCGGCAUGCGCUUCACUCGCCAAUACCGUCUCACCGAGCACAUGCGCAUCCACUCUGGGGAGAAGCCGUACGAGUGCCAAGUGUGCGGUGGGAAGUUCGCCCAACAGCGCAACCUGAUCAGCCACAUGAAGAUGCACAGCAGCGGGGGCACGGCCGGCGGCCUGACCGCCGAAAGCAAGCUGAAGCUGGACUUUGCAGAGGGCAUCUACCCCCUGAGCAAGUACACCGCCGAGCACCUGGGGCUCAAGCAGGAGAAGGCCAAUGAGCUCCUUCUCCAGGCACAGCAGCAGCUGGUGGCCGACGCCAAGGCCAUGGAGAGCCUCUACCCGCUCUCCAAACUGGCGUCGGAGCACCUCGGGGCUCUCGGCCAUGACAAGAUGGACGUCUUAUGCCAAGCCCUCACCCCUCCCCAGCAGGGCCUCUCUGAGGUCCGCACCAUUGACCGCUACUCGCCCAGCUAAGACCAUCGACCACCACAUGCCACACACAGUAUUCUGACGCUGUUCACCUCAAGUAAAUAACCCCUGUGCACCUCAGACUAUGUCGACUGUAAGUGCCUUUCUAUGCAUCUAACCUUUGAAGCCUCCUACCACAAGGAGCACUGUGCUAUCUAUCCUGUGACCAAAGGACACUUGCCUGAGAGCAGUAUUUAUGUCUGUGUAUGCAAAAAACAACAAUUCCAGCCAUUGAGCCAAAGCAUCAAAAAUUUCUUAAAAUGCGUAUUUAUAUUUUUGUAUUAUGACAUCCAAAGAGAAGCUUAAACCCUUAAACCUGUGUUAUGAGAAUCAAGUGUAAAAGAUUCAGGGUUUGUGUCCAGAUCUGAGUGCGUCAACUCAUCUGGACUUCAAAACAAUGGGAGUUUUCCUUUCUUGAGUUUUCCACAAUGUGUUAAUUUGGAGUCACUGAUGGAUCAUGUCUUCGGUGCAGGCAGUGUGGGUUCAGUUCCCGCUCAGAACGUGACUGUGAAUGGUUGUCUGUCUCUAUAUUUGGCUUUUGCCUUGACUGGCAAUCAGUCCAAGGUGUACUCUGCCUUUCGCCCUAAAUCCGCUGGGAUAGGCUCGAGCUACCCACAAUCCUGAAUAGGAUAAGUGGUAUAGAAAAUAUAUGUACUGUAUGUAUGGCUAGAUGGUGUUAAUUUCGCGUUAUUAAACAGUUGAUAACACUCAA